GCGUUCAAUCCGUCGUCGAAGCACCGAGGGUCGCGCCACGACCAACCAAGUAUCCGUGUUCGAAUUGACGUGUUUAUCACAGAAAACACAGUCCCGCGAUUGACCGAUUAACGGACUCGAGUCGUUCGAUUCGUCUCCCUUUAUAUAUUUUUAUGUGACAAUCGUGAUCUACAAUGGAAAACAGCAGACCGACUAGAAAGCGAUCGCUUUCGUCCAAGCGGACGGUAUUCAAGUACAAACUGCUGAUCCAGUGACUGAGUGCAGUGUUCGGUGGACCGUCGUAUAUUCACUGUCAAUUGUUUCUCUUUCGGGUCUCUUUUUGACCGGAAUCCGUGUCGAGCCCGAAGAGGGUUGGUGCGGAACAGACGAACACUAGUGAUCGAGAUACCGCGAUACGGACGUGUGUUGUAUUCGUCUAGCGAGAGUUAUCAUCACAUUGAUCGGUCCAGAGGCAUAUACCGUGCUCGUGCUAACACAGAUAUCCGCUACGGCCGUGGUGAUCUCUUUCGGCCGCCCGAAAAGUCGCGGACGAUUACGGUUGAUAACCUCGCGUCAAUUGUGAUCAACGGUGAUUUCCAUAAGACUGACAGGACUUAUAUCGUAGUCUGAUAUGCCAGCUUGAGACACUUACCAAAAACUCUCUGUUGACAUAUUAUACACAUUCUGUGCCAAAUAAACGUGCCAAAGUGUUUCAUUGAAAGUACAAGUUUUAUUAGUAUUAUUUUAGCGUGUUUACUGUUAACGUUGUCGUCGAUUGUUCGUUUUUUAUACCGUUACGUUUUGUAAGUUCGUUUUCUACAUUAUAAGCGUCGAGACUGAGGGGUGGAUCGAACUGUUCGCGACCAGUGGUACUUUUCUACACAGACGAUAUUUUUAAACGCACUAAUGAGGAACAAUUACCGCAACAUGUUUUUCGCCGGCUACGGAUGUUCCAAUCAGCAACAGAACAGUCCACCAUCGCCGACCAGGGCAGGCCAGUGGGGUAGCGUUUACAGCCCGUUUCGCAACACCAACAUGUCUUUGCAAGACAUCACAAUGAAUUCGACAACAGUGGGUUCAUCUCAUGGUACAAAUGCAAGAUCACCUGGCAAAACCUCUCCGACGGGGGUGAUGGGGACCAGGGAUAGGGGAGGUAGAACAAUGAAGGACUAUGAGGACCAGUUACAAGCUCUCCAAAAGGAAAAUUUCAACCUAAAACUGCGGAUUUAUUUUCUCGAGGAACGCAUGGGCAUUACAUCAGUUGAUGGAAAUGCAAUAAAGAAGAAUAUUGAAUUAAAGGUUGAAAACGAGUCAUUGAGGAAAGAAUUGAUUGAGAAGCAGGAACUUCUUAGUCAAGCAGCCAAAGCAAUCCAGUUAUUUGAAGAACAAAAAGAAGCAUGCUCGCGGAACGAAGUUCAGUAUCAGCAAACACUGGAGGCAGAGCGAGAGAAGAUCCGAAAAUUAGAGAAAGAUUUAGCGGAAUACCAGGAAAGGGCGGAUGCGUCGAUAUAUUACAAGCAAGCAUUCGGGAUCACGUCGGAAAAGGCAGUGGACACUGAGGAGAAGUUACGGCAAAUGGAAGAAGUUGUUGCGUCCCUGGAAGCUGAGGUGGAACAGGUGACAAGUAGCUUGAACGAGGAACGUGGUUGGACACAAGAACUCGAGACCGAGAGGGAUGAACUUAAAGAACGUUUGGAGGCUGAGAUACGCGUGAGAGAAAACUUGGCUGCGGAAAGGGUGCAAGAGUCGGAGAGUCUACGGGAGAAGGUCAAAGAGUUGGAGGAAGAACUUCUGAAAAGGGAGGUCGACCUGCAACAGUCUAGAAACGACUUAUCCGAGACGAAACGAGCGCAGAAGGAGCUAAAAACGCAGCUGGAGAACAAGUGUCAGGCGUUCGACGAGCUAAAUGCGGUUACAGAGAAACGCAAGAAACAAAUUGAUCAGUUGAGGACAUCGGUAAAAAGCAGAGACGAUGCUCUGACGGACCUUAACAAUAAACAUCGCUCGUUGCUCUCUCAGCUCGAGAAUGGCUACAUCAAACGUUUGUUACCCAGCAAUUCGACGGGAAUGAAUUUAAUUGACGAACCAUUACAGAGAGAUCUAGUGCAGGAGAUAGAUGAAAAAGAUAUUGAGAUAAAGCAACUAGAAGAAAAGAGCAAGCAACUUGUGCUGAAACUGUGCAACAUGCAAAAGCAUUCGGAGACUGUGGAGUACAAGUUGAAGAAGUUAGAGAUCGAUCAUGAGAAGGCGAUUAAGACCAUUCAAGGAUUCAUGGAGAGGCAUCAACAGCUGGAGAGCAGUAAGCUAUUAAAGGAACAAAAGAUCAUGCAAUUGGAAAUUGAAUUACACCAGCUACGGGAAGGCGAGAAGUCGAAUGCGGAAAGGGACAGAAGACACGAGCGUACUUCCAGCAAUCAGCAACGUUUCGACGAAAUGGAAGCGAAAAUAAACGACCUACGAGACCAAAUAGAGACCAUCAAGGCUGAGAAAAGUCGUUUGGAGACGCAGAUACAAGUUGAAUCCCAGGAAUUGCUAGGCCGUGUACAAGACAGGGAGCAGAAGAUCGAGACUUUAAAAAUCGAGAAACAGGCGAUAAAGGAGCAGCUAGAGGACAAGGAGAAUGAAUUCCUGAAGCUGAAAGAAUCUACGAAAAACGAAUCCGAGAGCCUACACGAAAGAGAAGAUCUCUUACGCAAACUGCAACUCCAAGACAGUGAGAUCGAGGAGAAAAAUCGAAAAAUCGACCAACUGACGAAAGAAUUGCAGGUGAAGACGCAGAACCUGCAGCAACUGGUGAACACCGAAUUGUGGAGCAAGAAUAAAGAGAUCGCGAAGCUCCAUAAUCACAUGACCGCGAACAGUAGCUAUGAGAGAAGCCGAAACAGAUCGGACAUCGUGCAAGAAAGUGCUAACACGCAGUUGUCCACGUUGAUCAGAGAGUUGAACGACAUUGGUAUAAAGGUGACGUUUACCAAUGAGGUGAUCCAAUUGAAUUACGUCGACGGGAACGAGCCCAUAGACGUAAAAACCAUGACAGACUAUGUACAGAAGCUGUUGAUCCAGAAAAAUGAGCUGGAGAAAGAGGUCGAUUACUUGAAAUGGCUGAAGCUGGUCUCCAGACCGGACAUCGCGACAGAAAUGGACGGAUACGGGGAUAAUCAGACAGCGAAGAACAGAAAAUACUGCGAAUUGUUGCGUACACAUUUGAAGGAUUUGGUGAAGUUCAUGAAGGAGAUGCUGAAGAAUGUCGAUUACACGGACGCAAUCGGUAACGAGCACAAGAAGAUCGUCCUCGAUGUUCUGACCAAUUCAAAGAUAUUGUCCGACGAUUUCCUGAAUGCUCUGGAAGGGAUCUCGACUAAUGAUAUACCAAUUAAUGUUGAAGCGGUGAUUGCGAGGCAGAUCGACGGAAGAGUGAAGAAAAGUCGGUCCGAGAAUCUGCUCAGUGCUACGAAAAAUCAAACGUCUACGCAAUCAGACUCAGAAGCGUUCUCUGAACCGGACAGGACAGUUUCUCUGGCCAGAAUUGGACUACAGGAAAUGCAACAAAAAUCAGUAAACCGUCCCAGGUUCUCCAAGUAUACGAAAACAUUCACCGAUUCCGAAGACUCUCUUGAAUACGUGCCUUAUCAUAAAACUUAUCAAAAUGAUUUGAACGACACGGAAGCAAAUCAUCAGAUACAAGAACUAAAAGAGACGAACGCAUUUUUGUAUACAGAACUGAGCGCUCUUAGGAACGAAUUGAGUGCGAAGGCCUCCUUCGAUUGUACAUUCGAUGAAAAGAUAUCCCCGUUAAUGAUCAAACUAGAAACAUCGCAGAAGUUCUGCGAAAAAUUGCAGACGUCUUUGGAGAGAAGGGUGCAUGAAGUUCACACGCUGAAGAAGGAAAGCAAACAGAAUAAUGUACGAAAGGCACAACUAGAAAAGAAACUGGUCGAUCUGGAAAGCAUGGCUGCGGAAAUGAAUAAACAGAAAGCCGAGUUGUUGCAUUACAAAGAGAAUGCGGACCGGAAAGCCGCGGAGAUGCUCAUUACACUUAACAGAGAAAACGAAAUACUGAAGACACGAAUUCAAAAACUGGAAGAUGAGAAUGAAGCUGCUAAGGCGAACAUAACAACUUUAACGAAGGAGUUGGAUCAUUUAACACUUUCACACAGUCAAAUUCUUGUGGAGAAUACUAAAUUAACCAAUGACAAACUACGGUUGGAACAAGAAGUUAGAAAAACAGAAAGUAGAUGUGACUUGACUAUUCGCAAUAUGCAUGACAAGUUUAACAAGGAGAUCUCUGAUUUAAAUCAAAUCAACGAAUCGCAUAGAGUGCGAAUGCAGGAAUUGGAAGUAGCUAACAAAGAAUUACGAAGGCACGUUGCUGUUUGCGAUGCUAGUGAUUCAGCGCCAAGUUCCAGCGGCGUAUCCUCGAUACCCACGGACGGUAUACUCAAACAAACUUGCGAGGACAUCCUGCAAGAGUAUCAAUCGUAUAACAAUUCACAGUACUGGUUUUCCAUGAAUUAUCCAACGAUUGGUGGACGAAGCAAAUCCAGUUGUUCACCAGAUUUAGGGAUUGAAAGUGAUGCAGCUAUGUCGACUAUGAGGCCGUUAAAAGAUACUCUGAAGAUUACAGAAUCGAUGACAAAUCUUUUAAGCGAUGAAGACUGCGACAAUGGUAAUGGUCCAGUUCGAAAAGCAGGUAGCGAGAGUCCGUUGCCGAUCGAAGGUUUAGAUGAAGUGGACGCCUUGAAGCAAGAAAACGAAACGCUGAAAAGAAGGUUGAUGAAAACAAGAAGAGCAUUGGAGGACACUUUCCAGCAUCUGUCUGCAUCAAAUAAGAACAAGAAGAACGUUGAAAAGGCAAUAACGAAGCAAUUGCAGAUUACCAAAAGUAUUUUAAAGAAAACGAGGACUUUCGAGGAGCCCUUGGAUAACUAACAGAGAUAGGCGGAUUGAAACGAGCAGAAAAGAUAUUCUUGUUGAGAAAGCAACACGUAAAGCCGCUCGUUCAAUAUCCCAGAAACAACACCAUCGUUUAUUUUUGUAUAAUCGCGCCUUUAUCGAAUCUCUGCCAUUCAUGCGUCGUUCAAGUUUGUAAUAAUUCAAACAUCUCUUGUUAACGAGAGAAGCAAACGCGUAUAAUAUCUUGUUAAAAUUUACGAAAGAAGUAUUUUCUUACAUAUACGAAACGUCGAAAUCAGACGAGUACACGUGCAUAUGAAACGAUGACAAACAAAUUAUUACUUCGUAAAAUAAGAUGUACAUUGCAAUUUUUGUAUAUAAUCAUGUAAACGUACUCGAACCCUUUGUAGAUUGUUUCUCCCUGAUCCAAUUUUAACGCGACCUUGUGGUCGAAACGAAAUCUGUCCGUUUGUCGUGUUUCGUUUUCUCGACAACAGAAAUUCGCCCGCGUGUACAUAAAACCACUGAUGUAUCAUUACACAGCAUCUGUACAUAGUCUUCACCAAUAAAGUGUCAUUAACAUUUGAUGAAAUA
Messenger RNA from Megalopta genalis, 5466 nucleotides. It is a transcript of the gene cnn, whose product is annotated as phosphodiesterase 4D interacting protein centrosomin. NCBI's taxonomy places the organism in Eukaryota, Metazoa, Arthropoda, Insecta, Hymenoptera, Halictidae. Gene Ontology annotation, molecular function: gamma-tubulin binding; microtubule binding. Gene Ontology annotation, cellular component: pericentriolar material; mitotic spindle pole; microtubule plus-end. Gene Ontology annotation, biological process: establishment of mitotic spindle orientation; regulation of mitotic cell cycle spindle assembly checkpoint; microtubule bundle formation. The record is from RefSeq and is a predicted model, not a curated record.